AUGACUUUAGAAGUACUGAUUCUUCUUGUUACCUUGAUUUGGUCUGAUGCUGUGACUAUCGAUGUGAAAAUAAGUUGUUCUAUGGACUGGGUGAUGUUAUCAGUUAGCUCAAGUGCACAGGACAGAAAUCUGUAUAUAUUUGCUGAUGAAUUAUGUCUGGGAACGGACUGCCCUGCAACUCGGAUACAAGCCGAUGUAUAUGAUUUCGUAUAUCCUCUUCAUCAUUGCGGCAUACGGGCAAUGGUUGUUUCUGAGGAUACUCUCCUUAUUGAAACUGAGAUAUAUUUUACCCCAAGGAAUAUGAACUGUGACCGUCAGAAAUUUCCUUUGGAGUGUUCUGUUUCUAGGAAAUCAGUGUGGCUCACACCAGUUUCUACUGAUGAUGAAAUAAAAUUUGAUCCUAGUCCUUUUAUUGCUGACUUUGAGACAACAUCAGAAGAGUUAGGAUUAUUAACUUGCAAUCAAACUGGCUCCCCUCUAAAAGACAAAUGGACACUUGAAGUGGUAUUGAGAACUGCAGUGGGUCUCUGGCUCUCGCCCCGGGGGCUGCGGACUCCAAAAUCACAGCCUGCUCUUCAUACAGAGCCCUGCUGUUGCCACCACUGGGGCAUUGCAGCUGACUGGACAGCCACUGCAGUGCAGACACCGCCACCACAGCCGCUGCAGCCACCGCAGCUGCCGCCGGUAGCACAUCGCACCACCUGGGCUGGAGGUGAUUCACGAUUUCAGUCCUUGAAGCCCCUUCAGGGAAGAUCUGCUGGGAUCGCUGCCACCUCUCCUGCAACCAGACAUCCUGCCCACUGUGAGUCUCCUGCCUGUGCCCUGAGGCAGGCAUCCAUCUCCAGCUCGUGGGUUCCUGUCCGGCCCCACCCCCUCUGA
Molecule: messenger RNA, 879 nt
Organism: Carlito syrichta (Philippine tarsier)
Lineage: Eukaryota; Metazoa; Chordata; Mammalia; Primates; Tarsiidae
Gene: OOSP2
Product: oocyte secreted protein 2
Exons: 5
Coding region: 1-879 (292 amino acids)
Source: RefSeq, a predicted model, not a curated record